AAGACCACAUGAGAGGGGGCGUGAGUUCUAUUCAUCUCGAAGCUCAAGGCCACUCAGCCAGUGAUGCUGAGAAACCUUAUCUACAAGCACUCUUGGACAAUGCAAUCAAAAGGGAACAAGAGUCAGAGAAGGCGAGGAAGGAUACCUGCUGCUAUCCUAGAGACUGUUCCCUCACUAACUGAAGAGCAGUGUGGGGAACAGUUGCAGUCCACACUUACAGCCUUUGUUCAAGUCAGGAAUCUUGAGGACCAUACCACUCAGAUCGCUGAAGUCUUUGCAAAGCUGCAGACACUUCAAGAUGAUCUGACUGAUAUGACCCGCAAGUACCAUGAAUUGACAAAGGAGGUGGCCGACCUGCGACAAGCCCAAGUGGCCAACCCUCUUCCUCUACCCCCUGGAUCUGAAGCUGCAAUCGAAACUACCUCUGCCGCUCUUACUGUAUCUUCUUCUACCUCUUCUUCGAGUGUGAUGGCAACCCCCUCGGGACCUGCAGCAGGUGCAGAUUCCGCUGUUGCUGUAACGAGCAAUGAGGCUGGAACUUCUGCAACUGCUGCAGUCCCAAGACAGGAACCAGCUGCUGCUGGUCCCAGUCACGCUGGUCCCUAUGUGGACCGAAAGGCGGUACAAAUGCCGUCUAAGUACGACAGCAAGGAAGACAUUGAGUCCUGGAUCGGCUCCAUGAGGGCCUACUUUGAGAUUCUGGGAACUCAACCUGAGAACCAGGCGGUGAUCAUGGGAAUGAAUGUUGAACCGGUCGUACGGGGCUUCAUAGAAGUCCAAGCGACGCGGGCUGGGUUCCAAAAGACUGCAUUAGCCAAAUGGCUUAGGACCACCCCGGUUGCCUCCCUCGAGGAUCUUCUUAUCUCACAAUACCAAGAUCCGCAUGCUGCUGCUAGGGCAAGAAUCCAACUUGACAAAGUCAAGCACAGCAAGUGGACUGGCUCCAUGAAAAGCCUGCAGACCUAUCUAAGCAAGAUGUUUGCCACUCCUGGUUUGAAUUUGUCUGCUCAAUCUUGCUUGGAUGUGGUCAAGGGCGCGGUUCCAACUAAUUUCACUAAUCGCCUGAGCAGGGACUACAUUGCAUACACUGACUGGCUCACCUUAAUGAAAGACAUGGUCAGUUUGGAGGCUAUAGACCUCGUUGGCACGACAGGCAGCAAAAAGCCCAUGGGCGGCAAACGGUUCAAGGGCAUCAGCCGUUUUGCUGUGCAUGACCUGCUGGAGGCCGAAGGAGAAGCUGAUGCGGAUGACCCCAUUCUUGAUUCGGUCGUCUCUAUACGCGACUUGCGACCGGAUCUUGGUGAUCCCUUUGCUGAUUCCCCACCCCCACCUGUCCCAUCAAACAUCCAAACCCUCCUCGAUCGGUUUUCGGAAGUCCUGGCCGAGCCACGUGGAGUCCCCACGCGACCGGUCCGACACACCAUCGAGUUUGUCAAGGGUGCUGUUCCUCCAAAGGGCUGCGUGUACCGUAUGGGACUCGGCGAGUUGGAGGAACUCCGGCGACAGAUCGAUGAGAUGAUUGACAAAGGGUGGAUCAAACCUAGUGAAUCUAAAUUUGGUGCUCCUGUGUUGUUUGUGCCAAAGAAGGGAGGCAAACUUUGCACGUGUAUUGAUUACCGCGGUCUACACCGCAUCACGAGAAAGAAUGCUUAUCCAUUACCGCGCAUAGACGAUUUGCUUGAUGCCGCAGGUGGGUGCAAGGUCUUCUCCAAUAUCGAUCUCAAGUCUGGCUACCACCAGAUUGAAGUCGAUCCUGCAGACCAGCACAAGACUGCGUUCAAAACACGCGACGGGCUUUAUGAGUUCACCGUAAUGCCCUUCGGUCUCACGAACGCACCAGCCACUUUCCAAAGCCUCAUGGACAAGGUCCUCCGCGAACAGAUUGGCCGGUUUGUGGUAGUGUACCUGAAAAAUAUUCCGAUCUUCAGCAAGUCCAUGGAGGAACACCUCAAGCAUCUUGAGGAGGUGCUCGCUAUCCUCAAGAAGACGCAGCUUCAUCUCAACUUGGAGAAAUCUGAGUUUGGGAAGGAUAGCGUCAUCUAUCUUGGGAUCGGUUGUCUGAUGCAAGCCUAGAGCCUGAGGCAACCAAGAUUGAGGUCAUACGCGAGUGGGCUCAGCCUGCGAACAUUCGCGAAUUGCGUUCUUUCCUUGGUCUUGCGUCCUACUAUCGGAAGUUUGUGCCCCGCUUCUCUAUCAUUGCUCGUCCAUUGUCGCGACUAACCAAUAAAAAUGUGCCUUAUUU
Molecule: messenger RNA, 2242 nt
Organism: Chara braunii
Lineage: Eukaryota; Viridiplantae; Streptophyta; Charophyceae; Charales; Characeae
Source: the annotation of a GenBank genome assembly